AUGGGCAACAGCAAGAGUGGUGCACUGUCAAAGGAGCUGCUGGAGGACCUGAAGCUUAACACCCGCUUCAGUGAGGAGGAGCUUUGCGCAUGGUAUCAGACUUUCCAGAAAGAGUGUCCUAACGGCCGCAUCACCAAGGAACAGUUUGAAGGCAUCUAUGCCAGCUUCUUCCCAGAUGCAGACCCUACAGAAUAUGCUCGCCAUGUGUUCAGAAGCUUUGACACCAACAGUGAUGGUACACUGGAUUUUAAGGAAUACAUUGUUGCACUUCACCUGACUUCAUCGGGAAAGACAUUGCAGAAGCUGGAGUGGGCCUUCUCUUUGUAUGACGUUGAUGGGAAUGGUACCAUCAGCAAGAAUGAAAUCCAGGAAAUUGUUAAGUCAAUAUUCAAUAUGAUUUCCCAAGAUGACAAAAAAACCCUUCCAGAAGAUGAGAAUACACCAGAAAAGAGAGCAGACAAAGUCUGGGAGUUCUUUGGAAAGAAGGAAAAUGAUAAAAUAGCUGAAGGGGAGUUCAUUCGAGGUGUUAUGGAAAACAAGGACAUCCUCAGGUUGAUACAAUUUGAUGAACCACAGAAAGUGAAAGACAGGUUAAAAGAGAAGAAACAGUAG
Molecule: messenger RNA, 612 nt
Organism: Scleropages formosus (Asian bonytongue)
Lineage: Eukaryota; Metazoa; Chordata; Actinopteri; Osteoglossiformes; Osteoglossidae
Gene: rcvrna
Product: recoverin a
Exons: 3
Coding region: 1-612 (203 amino acids)
Molecular function (GO): calcium ion binding
Source: RefSeq, a predicted model, not a curated record